This is a messenger RNA of Fopius arisanus, 1240 nucleotides long. Its product is annotated as ras-related protein Rab-24-like. The record is from RefSeq and is a predicted model, not a curated record. Gene Ontology annotation, cellular component: endosome; Golgi apparatus. Bases 307 to 918 code for a protein of 203 amino acids. Lineage: Eukaryota; Metazoa; Arthropoda; Insecta; Hymenoptera; Braconidae. Gene Ontology annotation, molecular function: GTPase activity; GTP binding. The transcript has 4 exons.
GAACAAAAAACAAAACUAGCGCCAUUUGAGAGCAGUAGAGGGGGAAAAAUCCCAGCCUUUGUUGUUGUAUUGCUGGUGGCUGUAGUACACCUGUCAAGGAUCAAUAAUCGAUCAGUAAUUAGUGCUUGUCAUGCUGUCGUCUAGAUAAACUAUGAGGUUUCCAUGAUUUUCGUCGAAAAUUUCUGUGACAUUUCAUGGCUUAUAACCUCCAAGAUGACUCAGAGCUAGAUAAAGACACGGGGAAUGUUUACAGUAUUGUUCAUCAAAUUGAAUAAUUUAUCCGUCAAUUGAGGGGAUUUAUUCAAAAUGCAUCGAGUCGAUAUGAAAAUUGUACUUUUGGGGGACGGGGCUGUGGGAAAAACAAGUCUCAUGGAGAGAUUUGUUAAUGAGAGGUUUAACGAGUCACUCAAGUAUCAAAACACUAUUGCAGCAGCAUUUGCAUCUAGACAACUCGAAAUUAACGGUGAGAAAUUAGUCUUAGGAAUUUGGGAUACGGCUGGCAGUGAACGGUACGACUCAAUGACUAAAAUUUAUUAUCGUGGAGCACGAGCAGCUAUCGUCUGUUACGAGAUAUCCAACCAGCAGACAUUCAAUCGAGCCAAACACUGGAUUAGAGAACUCAGAAGUGUUGAAGAAAAAUGUAAAAUUUAUCUCUGCGCCACGAAGAGUGAUUUGUUGCUAAUGGGAGAGACCCCAUCUCCGAGUUUAGAGGCUGUGGAACUUUAUGCCUCUGGAAUUCAAUCGAAAUGGUAUAUUACGUCAAGUAAAACUGGAGAGAACAUCUCUGAAAUGUUCCAAGAAAUAGCAAAGGAUUUUUCAAUGGAUCCUAGUAAUCGUGAAGAACUUAAACAGGAGUUGAUAACUAUUUCAGUAAAUGAUAAAGGAUCCUCAUGGUGUGCGUGCUUCCGCUGGAGAUGAAUUUUCCUUAAGAAAAAAACAUUCACGGAAUUUUCCGAAUCCCUCAUAAACAAACGAAAUGCUGAAAUACUCUCUAGGAUCGAGAAAAAAAUAAAAAGAGAAAUCAAGGGUCUGGGCGAGGACUAUUUUAUCUAUUUUCACAAAUGAGAAAUUUACGGAGUGUUAAUUGAUCAAUUACUCAAGGAUUACAUUUAAUUUAAUGCUCAUACCAGUGAAAAGGCUGAAGACAUUGGGAGAUAGCGAUAUUUUUAUUACGCAGGAUAGAUUUAUUGGAAAUGUUAUAUACAAAUAGGCGAAUUCCAAUAAAGAUUUUGUAAAUUAA